This is a messenger RNA of Arachis ipaensis, 306 nucleotides long. The record is from RefSeq and is a predicted model, not a curated record. NCBI's taxonomy places the organism in Eukaryota, Viridiplantae, Streptophyta, Magnoliopsida, Fabales, Fabaceae.
GAUUAAAAACAAAUGUCAUGUUUUCUUGUCCCAGUAUCUUCUUUUCUCAAUUUGGCUACGCAGAUUAAGGACCUUGAUAUAUCAAGGAAGAAAGCAGAUCUUGAAGGCCACACAACAAGAGCAGAUGGUCUGAGAAAAUCUUUGAUGGACAUCAUUUUAGAUCAACUAGCUUACAACAUAGAUACCAUCCCCCUAUUUCUUAAGACCUUCAGUGAACCAAAAUGGAAACUGGAAAUAGUUGUGCAUUACCUGUGGAAAUACAUGACUAAGGUAAUCAGCUUCCUAACCCUCAUACAUGGAUUGUAA